Messenger RNA from Maylandia zebra (zebra mbuna), 4981 nucleotides. RefSeq names its product zinc finger, MYND-type containing 8 (gene zmynd8). Lineage: Eukaryota; Metazoa; Chordata; Actinopteri; Cichliformes; Cichlidae. Gene Ontology annotation, biological process: regulation of DNA-templated transcription. The record is from RefSeq and is a predicted model, not a curated record. Gene Ontology annotation, cellular component: nucleus; cytoplasm. Gene Ontology annotation, molecular function: protein binding; transcription corepressor activity.
GAGCGUGAGGAAAAAAGAGAGAGAGAGAGAGAGAGUCUUCAAAAUGGACGCCAUACACAUAUACUGGCUGAGAGCACAGAGAGAAGGAAUCUGAUCCCCUCCUUGUCAAGCCCGUAGGGCUGCAUCUUACAUGUCUGAUAAAAGGAACAGAGCCAGAGUAUGACUGGAUGGAGUUUUAAGGCAGUGAGGGACUUGGUUUUCACGACUGUUUUUGUGACAGCGAGGAUCAGUCCUCUCUGCAUUGCAGCAUUGUGGUUGAGGAGAGCGGGGAGAAGAGAGCCUGUGUGGCACACCGAGCUGAGCACCCAAUCAGGCACCUCCGUGUGGUGCUUGAGCCAAUCGGCAGCUCGCAGCCGAGGUUAAAGAUUGUCAAUUGCAGGAGAGAGCAGCAGGGAGAGAAGGCCUUCUGGGAAACCUGGACCCAUCUUUUCCCUCAUCCCCCAACGUCCUCAAUUGAUAAAGAUAAAGAUUAAAGAAUAGGCUGAAGAAUCUGUAUGUGAGUAAGGAAAAAAGUUUGGAAGAAGAAGAAGAGGGAAAAACAGAAGAACAGGCUGUAACAGAAGAAAUGGAGAUCUCAACACGGUCCAAAGUUUCAGAGGCUGGUUCAACAGAAAGGGUGGCACCAAAAAGAAAGAUGCCCAGUCCUUCUCAGUCAUCCAACGGUCACUCCUCUGCUGAGACCUCACCGUGCCCAGUGAAAAAGAAGAAGAAACCAGGUGCUGUUAGCAGCAGCAAAGACCAGUCAGAACUAAGACAUGGUCCCUUUUACUAUGUGAAGCAGCCAGCACUCACCACAGACCCUGUUGAUGUUGUACCGCAGGACGGCAGGAAUGACUUCUACUGCUGGUUGUGCCACCGCGAGGGCCAGGUGCUCUGCUGUGAGCUCUGCCCCAGGGUGUACCACGCCAAGUGUCUCAAACUACCAGCCGAGCCCGAGGGCGACUGGUUCUGUCCGGAGUGUGAGAAAAUAACAGUUGCCGAGUGUAUAGAGACUCAAAGCAAAGCCAUGAUGAUGCUUACUAUAGAUCAGCUGUCUUACCUGCUAAAGUUUGCCCUGCAGAAGAUGAAACAACCAGGUGAUCAUCCCCGCUUGUCAUCUCGCUCCCCCCAUGCAGCUUCCACGCAGAGAAAGACUUAUAAUUGGACUGAACCAUUCCAGAAACCCGUGUCUCUUGAACAGCAUCCUGAUUAUGCAGAGUAUAUAUUUCAUCCUAUGGAUCUCUGCACACUUGAGAAGAAUGUCAAAAAGAAAAUGUAUGGCUGCACAGAGGCCUUUUUGGCGGAUGCAAAAUGGAUCUUGCACAAUUGUAUUAUAUACAACGGAGGCAACCACAAACUUACAACUACAGCUAAGGUGAUAGUAAAAAUCUGUGAACAUGAGAUGAAUGAGAUUGAAGUUUGCCCUGAGUGUUAUUUAUCUGCGUGCCAAAAGAGAGACAACUGGUUCUGUGAGCCUUGUAGUAACCCGCACCCUCUAGUGUGGGCCAAACUGAAAGGGUUUCCAUUCUGGCCUGCUAAAGCUCUGCGGGACAAAGAUGGGCAGGUGGAUGCUCGCUUCUUUGGGCAGCACGACAGGGCCUGGGUUCCUUUAAACAAUUGUUACCUCAUGUCCAAGGAAAUUCCUUUUUCUGUAAAGAAGACCAAAAGCAUUUUCAACAGUGCCAUGCAAGAGAUGGAGGUCUAUGUGGAGAAUAUGAGAAAGAAGUUUGGAGUGUUUAAUUACGCCCCCUUCAGGACGCCGUACACGCCGGACAAUAAUUUUCAGAUGCUCCUGGAUCCUUCUAACCCCUCGUCAGGUCCCAUCAAACCUGAGAAGCAAGAAAAGAUCAAGCUGAGUUUUGAUAUGACCGCAUCGCCUAAAAUUGCAUUGACCAGGACCUUGUUACCUGGGGCUGGGGUGGGAGGAAGCGCAGCAGGACGCCGGCUCCCUCUCACUGACAUGCCUCGCUCACCCAUGAGCACCAACUCCUCUGCUCAUACAGGUUCAGAUGGGGAACAAGAAACAACCGACAAGUCCCAGACAAAAGCAUCAAACAGCCAGUUCAGUACAGGAGAGGAGUCCAUGGACUGCACAGUCUCACCAGCUCAUCCUCGACCUGGUGGUGCAGGUGGUUCCUUGGACAGCCCCAAAUCAUUACCCUCUCAAGCUCCUGGCAUCCCCAAGCAGGAGAAGACACCACAGACAGGAAGUAUUCUGAACCUUAAUCUAGAUCGAAGUAAAGCAGAUAUGGACCUAAAGGAGCUGAGUGAAACAGUUCAGCAGAAACAAGGAGCCACACCUGUCCUCACAUCUCCAAAAAGACAAAUCAAGAGCCGUUUCCAGCUGAACUUAGACAAAACCAUUGAGAGUUGCAAGGCUCAGUUGGGUAUUGGUGAGAUCUCUGUGGAUGUGUACAAAGGUGUUGAACACAGUGACUCAGAAGAGACUGAUAAAUCUGACUCCAGUGACAGUGAGUAUGGCAGCGAUGAGGAGCAGAAGACCAAGAAUGAACAAGACACAGCACCCAGUGAGGAGCCCCAGAAGGAACCCACCAAAACUAAUGUCAAAGACCAACCUUCCCCCAGCAAUGAAGAGGAGGGUAGAGCUGAUUUACUUGUAGCAACUGAAUCAGCAGCUGGCGAAGCCAGUGUGACGGUGUCUGACGCUCAAACUAAAGAGAAAACGAGCAGUGAAGUAGAAAAAGAGAGCCCAGAGAAAAGCAAAGCACCUCAAGAAUCACCUGUUCCCAGAGAAAAGUCUCAGGUGAAACAAGAGACAAAGCAGACUGUGCCAGUGGAGGACUCUGACUCAGAGAGGGAACUGGUUAUUGAUCUUGGAGAGGAGCAAGGUGGCAAGGAAAGGAAAAGGAGAAGAAAAGACAGCGCUACUGUUAAAGAUUCAACUACUGGUAAAGUUGAAGGUAAAGCUUCUAUAACGUCAACGCCCCCAUCUCAAAACAGCACGGCACCUUCCACACCCUCUAGUGUUUCCAUGCAGUCCCCUGUGGCCAUUCCUGUCACUGUGGUCUCCUUCACUGCUCCUUCUCCUGCAACCAUCAGCCUCGCGUCUGCAUCCAGUGCCACUGCAACACCCCCCCCUUCCACUUCCACCUCGACCACACCGGCUUUGAAGAAACAGCGCCCUCUGCUGCCUAGAGAGACAGUGCCAGUGGUACAGAGGGCUGUAGUGUGGAAUCCCACAGCUAAAUUUCAGACCUCCUCUCAGAAAUGGCACAUGCAGAAGGUGCAACGUCAGCAGCAAAACCAGCAACCUGUGGCAACCACACAAAUGCAGGCGUCAUCUCCCAGGCAAGGCCAGACGCAAGUGCUAACCCAGACCCAGGCAGCUGCAAACGGCUCUACAGCAGUCUCCUCCUCUUCACAAAGCACACGCUAUCAGACCAGACAGGCGGUGAAAGCUGUUCAACAAAAAGACACCCUACUCAGCACGUCCACUUCAGCUGUCACGCUGGUUUCCAGUAGCCCAGCUUCCGUUGCCAUGAUGGCAGCGUCGAGUUUAGGCACGGCUGCUGCACCUUCACCAGUGGCAACAGACCUGUAUAUCCCAACUGCCUCGGCAGAUGUGGCGGCAGACAUUGCCAAGUACACAAAUAAAAUAAUGGAUGCAAUUAAAGGUACAAUGAGUGAAAUCUACAACGACCUUUCAAAAAAUCCUUCAGGGAAUACAGUAGCAGAGAUAAGAAGACUGAGGAUUGAAAUAGAGAAAUUACAGUGGUUGCAUCAGCAAGAGUUGUCCGAAAUGAAGCACAAUCUUGAGCUUACGAUGGCAGAGAUGCGGCAAAGUCUGGAGCAGGAGAGGGAGAGGUUGGUGAGCGAGGUGAAGAAACAGAUGGAGCUGGAGAAGCAGCAGGCAGUGGAUGAGACAAAGAAGAAACAGUGGUGUGCUAACUGCAGGAAAGAGGCAAUCUUCUACUGCUGCUGGAAUACCAGCUACUGUGAUUACCCCUGUCAGCAAGCCCACUGGCCAGAACACAUGAAGUCUUGCACUCAGUCAGCCACGGCUCCACAGCAGGAACCUGAGGCCGAGCCUACAGCAGACCUCCCAAAUAAAGGUUUAGGGCAGACUAGCGGUGGCCUAAACCCUCUCAGAGACACACCAGCCUCUGCGUCAUCCUCGGACAAAGACUGUGACAUGGAAAAGAGCACUGACAGUGUUGCCGUCACUUUGUCAUAACCACGCUUACCAUACUUGAAAAUGUAAAUGUAAAUUUUUUUCCUCCCACUACAAUAAUAUGUCCAUGUAAUUCUGUUCAACAGCCUUUUCCAAAUUGAAAGUGAAAAAAAAACCAAUUUAUUUUUUAUUUAUAUUAUUUGUUUGCCUUUCGGGCGUCACAUGGUUCCCCCACUGCAGAGUGGUGUAAAACACGACUGGCAGCAGAGUGCGGCAGUUUAAAAAAUAGCUUACAGUGUAUGUUCUUGCACUCUCUUGCUGGUCUUUAUAGGCAGCUGCCAGUAUAAAGAGCUUAAGAGCAUGCUUGAGUGUCAUAAAACAUAUCAGUGGUAUAUUGGACAACAGUUAAACCAUUUAUGACUACAGAAAUGUAACCCGUGUUAAUGAACCACCUCAGUUGUAGAUUAGAGGACUGCUGACAGAAGUGUCUGUAAAUGACUUAUUUUGUAUUUUGUGUUAAUUUAUUUGUUAUUCUAUUGUUGUCUGUUGUAUACUGCAAAGAAAGUAACAAAUACACAUUUUAAACAAGCUGUUUUAUAUGAUUACAAAAACAGUCUUACAUUUGAUCUUUUAGUUGUCUCUAAAGUUGAGGGGAACCUUAGGGUUUGGUUGAAUGUAAAUGUUAUAAGACUGUACUAACAAUGAAACAGCUGCGGCACAUUUUAAGAUUUGAACAUUUCCAUAAUCUGCAUCAAAUGCCCCCAAGUAGACGUUUAUGGGCCUAUCAAAAACAGAUUUUUGAGAGGUCGGAAUUGUACAUUUCUGUGUAAAUUGUGACAAAAACAGUAAAGUAAAAAAGUAACAUAGAAA